This is a messenger RNA of Lathyrus sativus (Indian pea), 1059 nucleotides long. NCBI's taxonomy places the organism in Eukaryota, Viridiplantae, Streptophyta, Magnoliopsida, Fabales, Fabaceae. The record is from the annotation of a GenBank genome assembly.
AUGGUCAAAUGUUGGGAGGCUAUGAAUGACAACUUAAAGUUACAAUUGAGUAAUAUUAGAGCUUCUUUUCAAAAGAGUUUUUAUGAAGUUGAGCACGCCCACGUUAGUCCAUUUUACAAUAAUUUAUGUGGUUCAGUGUCUCGAGAUGCAUUGAGACGCAUUGCUGAAGAGUUAAAACGAGUUGACUAUGUUGGAACUAACAAGGAAAUAUGUCGCUGUACUCUUAGAACAACCUACGGAUUACCUUGUGCUUGUGAGUUGACAGGAUAUAGAAUUGAUGGUUUACUGAUACCAAUAGAUGUUGUACAUGUUCAUUGGAGAAAACUAAGUAUGGAAGUUAAGUUGGACGAAGACGUAGAUGAUGGAUCAGAGGUGGAUAUGAGUAGUGCAAUAGAUGAGUUAUGGAAAAGGUUUAAGUCACUGGAUGUUGUUGGGAAAAGGGCAUUAAAAAGUAGGGUUUUUGAACUUGCCUUCCCUACAAUGACUUCUAUGUGUCCACCACCUGAGAAAAUAAAAACUAAAGGGGGAGUCAAGAAGAAAGACAAAAAACCAGUAGGAUAUGAUGCUUCGAAGAAGUUGAAAUUAUCACAAUCUUCACAGUCAUCUAAGCAGUUCAUCCUUCAAUUUCCUAAUCACACCAGGUCAUAUAUUGAUGAUGUAGUUAAUGUUGCAUCAGAUGGUAAUUGUGGAUUUCGAGUCAAUGCUUCAUUGCAUGGAUAUGGUGAAGAUGGUUGGCCAAUGGUUCGUCGAGACUUGGGGUUGGAAAUAAUACAUAAUGAAAGAUCAAGUUUGUAUGCCAAUUUAUUUACUGAUCAGUUAGCAGUAGUAAGAGAAUCUUUGAUGAUAGAUGAUUUUGGUCCUCAACCACCACAUAAAUGGUUAACUCUACCAGAUAUGGGUUACAUGAUAGCGAAUUAUUAUAUUGUUUUACUUGUCUAUUUAGGAAUUGAAUGUUGGACUUUCUUCCCUAUGACAUCUUCAUUUUCACCGAAUGUAGCAAUUUACUGCAUUGGUUUUGUAAACAGAAAUGAUUGGGUUCAGGUACUUAGUUUUUUUUAG